Messenger RNA from Lactuca virosa, 216 nucleotides. Lineage: Eukaryota; Viridiplantae; Streptophyta; Magnoliopsida; Asterales; Asteraceae. The record is from the annotation of a GenBank genome assembly.
AUGCCUAUAUUAGUACGAGAUGAGCUUAAGAAAGAAACCCUGCAACUUGCUAGAGAAAACUUGGAAAAAGAACCCCAGAUAACUGAAUUAAGGAACCAGUGUAUGAUCAUACGAACAAUGGAAUUAGCAUCUGCUCAAGAAAAGUUAAAUGAGCUCAAGAAAAAAACCCAACUCCUUCAAUGUUACUCCCCGGGUUCCUUGCUAAACAAGCUACAA